CCCACAACGAUGACAAGGUAAGCGAAAUUAGAGUGUAGUGCCGUGACCCCCGCAUCAUGAUGGCGGCCCCGGCAGUGUCCAGUCACUCCACUAUGAAGUCCUCCCACCUCGCCUCCCUCACCCCGGACUGGAUGAACAAUGAAGUCCUCACUGGUACCUCCAUCAUGGCCGUGGAAUUCGACGGUGGUGUGGUGGUGGGAGCCGACUCCCGCACCUCCAUGGGUGUCUACGUCUCCAACCGCGUGACAGACAAGUUGACGCGGGUCACCGAUCACAUCUAUUGCUGUCGCUCUGGCUCGGCAGCGGACACCCAGGCCAUUGCUGACAUAGUUGCCUCCCACAUGGAGCUCCUUGAAGUGAAGCUGGGGGAUCCACCACGGGUUCAGAUUGCAGCAAAUACAUUCAAGGAAAUCUGCUACAACUACCGUGACCAACUGAUGGCCGGCAUCAUUGUGGCAGGUUGGGACAAGGCUAAGGGGGGUCAGGUUUACACAAUUCCUCUGGGAGGGAUGAUUGUUCGCCAGCCAGUAGCCAUUGGAGGGUCUGGCAGCACCUACGUUUGGGGUCACAUUGAUGCCGCCUACAGACCAAACAUGACUAAAGAGGAGACAGUGGAUUUUGUGAAAAACACGCUGACCUUGGCUCUGACAAGGGACGGCAGCAGUGGUGGGGUGGUGCGGGUUGCCAUCAUCACUAAGGAUGGAGCCGAGCGCCGUGUGUUCCUCCACAACGAACUCCCGCAGUUCUAUCAGGGAUAGUUUAUUAAAUGUUGUGUCAUUAUUAUUCUUUGACAGACCUUACCUAUAAACCCCCCCACUCCCUUUUUUUUUUGGGGGGGGAGGGGGGGAGGGGGAAGGGUUAUAGCUGGAUAAGCUACCACACAUGCUUUGCUGAGAAUGGUUUAUCAUUUGUACUAGGAAUAGAGAUAACAUACUGUGAAGAAUGGCUGGCAUCCCACAAAGUCAUUCAAACUGUUUUCAUGCCAGCUUUAAAAGUAGAUUUUCUCAUGUGUCUUUGAUACAGGUUACUUACACAUUUAUGUACUGAAAUAAAUUAUUCAGGCAACA
Messenger RNA from Scylla paramamosain (green mud crab), 1067 nucleotides. It is a transcript of the gene Prosbeta1, whose product is annotated as proteasome subunit beta type-6-like. The coding region runs from base 57 to 758 and encodes 233 amino acids. The record is from RefSeq and is a predicted model, not a curated record. The transcript is spliced from 5 exons. Gene Ontology annotation, molecular function: threonine-type endopeptidase activity. Lineage: Eukaryota; Metazoa; Arthropoda; Malacostraca; Decapoda; Portunidae. Gene Ontology annotation, cellular component: proteasome core complex.